UAGGUUCGAACACGAAUUGUGUAGGCGAUAGUCGUGAUUUGUGACUUAUCGAUAAUAAUAAAUAUUUAUAAAUAUAAUACAUGCAAUAAAGUGUUAUUCGAUGCCAUAAUUGCCGCAACUACCGUUCAGCAAGAGUGCAUCGUUUUUCCGAGCUGGGCAUGCUAGACAUGAUCUCAGCCGCAUUUCAAAUACCUAUCAAUUACUUUUUUCGUGCAAAGCAAUUACUAACAGAGGACAAUGAAAUUUGUAAUUUUGGUAUUAACUGUUGUUUUUAUCGUGGAUAUUAUCGCAACGGAGAUAUCACCGUCGUUGCAGUUAGUGAAAAUGGUCAAGUUUAACAAUGGUCAACAAUACCCGAUCUUGGGUCUGGGCACGUGGCAGACUACUUCUGACUUACAAGGAUAUAAUCAGACAGAAAUAUAUAAAGCCAUUAAAAGUGGAAUCGAUAUAGGAUAUCGUCAUUUUGAUUGUGCUGCUCAUUACAAUAAUGAAAAAUUUGUAGGUAUGGCUAUAAAUGAAAAAAUAAAGGAAGGAGUUAUAACAAGAGAAGAAAUAUUUAUCACUGAUAAGCUUAUGAACGAUAAACAUAAUCCUGAAGAAGUAGUAGAUGCAUUGAAGGAUAGUUUAAAACUUUUAGGUUUGGAUUACUUAGAUUUGUACCUUAUACAUUGGCCAAUGUCGGCUAUUGAAAUUCCAGUUGCUAAUGAAAACCAAAUUCGCUACAUUGAAGGUAAUUAUUCUUAUUUAGACACAUGGAAAUCUAUGGAACGAUGUGUUCAGUUAGGGCUUACCAAAUCAAUAGGAAUUUCAAAUUUUAAUAUGAAACAAGUUAAAGAUAUUUUAGGAAUUGCGACUAUUAUACCAGUGGUAAAUCAGGUAGAAAAUCAUCCAUAUCUCACUCAAAAUAAACUUAAAGAAUUUUGCGAGACUAAUGGAAUAUUAUUGACGGCUUAUGGACCCUUAGGAUUACCUUACAUAUUUACAAAAUCUUUACCUUAUACAAAUAAAACGAUUAAGAAAGCUGUUCUAUUAGACGAUCCUAUUGUAAAGAAAAUAGCUGCUAAGUAUAAAAAAACUAGUGCUCAAAUAUUAAUAAGAUUUCAGAUUCAAAGAGCUGUUUUAGUUAUUCCAAAGUCAUCUAAUCCAGUAAGGCAAAAAGAAAAUUUUGAAGUUUGGGAUUUUGCAAUCGGCACGGAAGAAAUGAAUUUACUUGAAUUAUUAAACCAAAAUUUACGAUAUAUUUCUAACGAACAAGCACGACACUUGAAAGACUAUCCGUUCAAUGAGAAACUAUGAAGGUUUAUGAUGACAAAUAAAAGUUGUAUUUGAUUAACAAUAUUAUGGUUUUUAUUAAUUGUUAUUAUACAAUGCAAUAUUGAAUUAUUAUAUUACGAUCAUGGUUGUAUAUUGGUAUAAUGAUCUGUAAAUUUAUCCAAACAGAAUAAUUGUUUUUAAGCUUUGUUCUCACAUAAAAAUAUAUUCAAAUAUUAUAUUA
Sipha flava (yellow sugarcane aphid) is the source of this 1495-nucleotide messenger RNA. Its product is annotated as 1,5-anhydro-D-fructose reductase-like. The transcript is spliced from 8 exons. Gene Ontology annotation, cellular component: cytosol. Lineage: Eukaryota; Metazoa; Arthropoda; Insecta; Hemiptera; Aphididae. The record is from RefSeq and is a predicted model, not a curated record. Gene Ontology annotation, molecular function: aldose reductase (NADPH) activity. Bases 238 to 1296 code for a protein of 352 amino acids.